This is a messenger RNA of Coprinopsis cinerea okayama7#130, 905 nucleotides long. Its product is annotated as enoyl-CoA hydratase/carnithine racemase. The coding region runs from base 69 to 905 and encodes 278 amino acids. The record is from RefSeq and is a predicted model, not a curated record. Gene Ontology annotation, biological process: fatty acid beta-oxidation. NCBI's taxonomy places the organism in Eukaryota, Fungi, Basidiomycota, Agaricomycetes, Agaricales, Psathyrellaceae. The transcript has 8 exons. Gene Ontology annotation, cellular component: mitochondrion. Gene Ontology annotation, molecular function: enoyl-CoA hydratase activity.
GGAGAGCGCUCGUUGUCCAACUAUCCUCCUUCGAUCUACUCCAACCACAUCGCUGGAGAUUGACCAACAUGAGCUCUCUCAACCCCCCAAAGACGUCAGAGCAACUCAUCGUCUCGUUCCCCGCCGAACAUGUCCUGCUUCUCACGUUUAACCGCCCAAGGCAGUUGAACGCUAUGACGCCACAAAUGGAUGAAGACCUGCGAAGAGUGCUGAAUUGGUUCGAGGAGGAGCCAUCGCUGUGGGUCGUCAUAGUGACUGGAGCAGGUCGACUGUUCUGUGCGGGAGCCGAUUUGAAGGCAUGGAAUAACGACCAACAGAGCGGUACUGUCGACGAGCAGGAACGGGUGUUGAACAACCCCUAUGGCUUUGGUUCCAUCUCUCGUCGCCAGUCGAAGAAGCCUUUCAUUGCCGCGGUGAACGGCGGCGCUUAUGGUGGAGGCAUGGAGAUGAUUUUGAACUGCGACUAUGUCAUUGCCGCUGAGAACGCCAAGUUCGCGCUCCCUGAAGUUAAGCGCGGGGUUAUUGCAAUCCAAGGAGGGAUUCCUCGUUUGACCCAAAUCGCGGGACACCAGCUUGCUUCCGAGUUGCUGUUAUUGGGCAAGACGAUCAGCGCCCCCGAGGCCCAAGGUCGUUUUGGAUUCGUCAAUCAGGUCGUACCAGCGUCAGAGCUCCUGCCAGCGGCUGUAGCCGUUGCUAAACAGAUCCUUGAAAACUCGCCGGAUGCAGUCCAAGCGACCAAGCGUGCUCUCCUGCUGUCGCAAGAGUUUGGCCAUUCAGUCAUGCUCCCACACCAUGUCUUGGGCCCCGAGAGCAAGGCGACGUAUACAGGCCAGAACAUCAAGGAGGGUUUGAAGGCUUUCAGCGAAAAACGCGCGCCGCAAUGGAAGAACCCGGCGAAGCUGUAA